AUGCGGAGAGCUGCAGCAGGCGCACUGCGCACUGCACUCGGCUCAAGGAGCACCCAGGCGCACCCGCGACCAGCCCCUCGCCCUCCCACCGCCAGCUCGCCUCGGCCUUUCUCGUCGUCGACCCCGGCCGCCUUCUUCUUCCGCAAGCCGACCAAGUCGGCGCAGGACCUUGCCGGCGAGCUCGUCCAGGCGUGCAGGGAUGACCGCCCCGACAUCAUGGCCAAGCUGUACCCGUCGUUCGUCGAGGCCGUCUCCAACUCGUCGUCGUCGUCCUCAUCAAGCUCGCGCGCUCCGCUCUCGCGAGGCCAGUUCCACGACCUGAUGCGGUUCGCCGCCACGACGGGCAAGUCGCGCCUCGCCCUGCGCAUGUUCAACGACGCGCCCGUCCGCCUCGGCUUUGCCCACUCGCUCGAGGACCACCACAUCCUCGUCAUUGCCCUGUCGCGCGCCGGCCGCCCCGACAAGGCCAUCGCCUGGCUCGAGUCGAUGCGCGACACGCACGGCCUCGCCCCGACCGUGUCCGAGUGGAACGCCGUCGUCCAGGGUUACCGCCGCAUGCGCGACCUCGCCGGCAUGCGCGCCACGGUCGACCGCAUGCGCGCACGCGGCGUCGAGCCCAACGUCGUCACGUUCAACACGCUCAUCGCCGCCCUGUUCGAGUAUGGCGACCUCGACGGCGUGCGGCGGGCGGUCGCCGACAUGGUCGAGCGCGGCGUCGAGCGCGACCUGUGGACCGAGCAGACGCUCCUCGCCGGCUUCCUCAACGUCGGCGAGCUCGCCUCGGCCCGCGACGUGCAGCGCCGGCUGAAGAGCCUCGUCGCGUCGGCGCCGUCGGACUCGCGCGGCAAGGGCAAGGCGUCGAUCGACGCCGGCGCCGUCGCCGGGCUCGUCCAGUUCGAGACGGUCGAGCAUAGCCUCGAAGCGGGCGUCAGCCUCGCGCGCGAGUUCCGCGAGCGGGGCUUGCCGCUCAGCACGCGCACGCUGAGCACGCUCGUCCAGUACGGCGUGAGCGAGCUCGGCACGGCCGACGAGGGCGCCGCCCUGCUCGACCGCCUCGAGGACGCGCUCGGCGUCGAGGCGGACCGGCACGCGUGGUCGACCGUCGUCGCGGCACUCGCACGACGACCCGCAGCCGACGGCGGGCUCGACGAGGCGCUGCGGGCGUACCAGGUCGCGCGGGACCGGUCCGUGCGGCCCGACUCGUCCAUGAUCCAGCCCCUCCUGACGGCGCUCCUCCUCCCCUCGCCGACGCCCGACACGAUCGCCACCGCCCGCGAGCUGUACGACGACCUCGCGACGUCGUCCAAGUCGUUCACGACGGCGCCCGACGCGAGCGUCUACGUGACGCUCCUGCGCGCGUGCGCCGACCCGGUCCACCCGGACCUCGAGUGGUCGAGGAGCCUCGUCGGCGACAUGAAGCAGCGCGGCAUUCGUCUCGACGGCGCGAGCACGACGUGGCACAUCGUCGCCCUCAUGCGCGCGGCGUCGUCGUUCGACGAGGCGUUUGCGGCGUACGACGAGAUGCGCGCCCUCGACCCGUCGGUCCUCGACCGCAAGGACUACAACACGAUCCUGUCGGCCUUCACGGCCCUCAAGUUCCCGUCGUCGUCGUCGUCGUCGUCGCCCGACUCGGCGGCCCCGGCGCCGCUCAUCAUGGAGUUUAUGACCGACAUGCGCACGUCGGGCCACCCGCCCAACUCGGCGACAUACGCGCUCCUCCUCACGUACUUCUCGCGAGCGGCGUCGGCGUCGCCGGCGACGAUCGCGCACCUGCACUCGCUCAUCAAGCUCGACGUGCACCUCGACCCGGACACGCCCUUGUUCAACGCGCUCAUGGGCGCCUACUCGCGCACGGGCGCGUUCAACGCGGCGUACCGCAUCUGGGACGCCAUGCUCCUGCACCGCAGCGGCGACCCGACCGAGGCCGGCAUCGACGCCAAGACGGUGUCGACCCUGCUCGACACGGCCGCGCACGACGGCUCGCCCGCGGCGCAGCGGCGCGCCGAGCGCGUGUGGGCCGACCUCGCGCGAGGGACGCUCGUCGGCGGGCGCGUGCGGCGCACCGCCAACAACUGGGACGCGUGGGUCGAGGCGCUCGGGCGGUGGGGCCGCCUCGACGAGGCCGAGCAGGUCGUCUUUGGCGACAUGGCGCCCGUCGAGCGGCGGCAGCGUGCGUCAGACGGCGACGGCGACGGCGACGGCGCUCGCGACGUGGCGCCCGUCGCGAGCGAGGGCACGGUGCGCGCGCUGCUCAAGUUUGCGGCGCGCGACUCGAGCGAGGCGCAGCGGCGGGUCGCGCAGCGGGUGCGCGACGAGCGGCCCGACCUGUGGCCUGCGGUCGAGAAGCUCGCGCUGCGCAAGCGGUGGACGAGCGAGGGGCAGCAGGACGAGCGGGUCCAAGAGAGCGAGGAGGGUGGGCGCGAGGAGCGAGGAGGUUUCUUUUCGUCGGCCGCGACGGCCAAGGUAGACGAGCGCAACUAG
Rhodotorula graminis WP1 is the source of this 2481-nucleotide messenger RNA. RefSeq lists its product as uncharacterized. Bases 1 to 2481 code for a protein of 826 amino acids. Lineage: Eukaryota; Fungi; Basidiomycota; Microbotryomycetes; Sporidiobolales; Sporidiobolaceae. Gene Ontology annotation, molecular function: protein binding. The record is from RefSeq and is a predicted model, not a curated record. The transcript has a single exon.